AUGAGCCUGGUGGAGGUGAUUCCUUGGUCUCUGUCAAAAUACCUGAAUGUUUCUCGAAGAGCUCGUCCAAGUCAAAGUCCUGGUGACCUUCACUACUUCGGUCAGAUCCCGGCGCUCAACGACUGCCUGUACAGAUCCAUGUACCGGUCCAGAUACGUGGCGCUGCACGACCCGGACGAGCUCAUCCUGCCGCAGACGGUCGACAGCUGGUCGCAGCUGCUGCCGCUUCUGGAGAAGAGACACGGCGUUGACCGGUGCUUUAUCUUCGAGAACAACUGGUUCCCCACCGAAUUCACGGUGCGUCCUCCGCCGCCGAACGUCCUGCCUGCGUUGGGCCGCUGGCGCGACGUGUUCGGGGUCAACAUCCUGACUCACCUGUACAGCGAACCUGUCCAACCCAAACCCGUCUUCAACAACUACAAGAUCAUCACCAACCCUCGGUCCGUGUUCGUCGUCACCGUCCACGGAGUCCUGCGGUCGCAGAAGAACUGCGCCUGGGUGGACAGGAAGACCGCCCGCAUGUACCACACCAAAGCUCGAGGACAAAGUGGACUGAAAGCCCAGCAGCUGGUUUAUGACGGCCGGCUGCUGAGCUACAGCGGCCGCCUGACGUCCGCCGUCGACGCCGUCCUGAACGAGACGCGGCUCCUGCCUGAGUGAGCCGGUGGCGCAGCGCUUCUGUUCACGUCGUCAGCAGGAAGGACAUUUAAUCAAUUUAUAUGGACCAUAUGUUUCUGACUUUAUAUGUUUCUGUAAAUUAAAGCUAUUUCAAAAACA
Messenger RNA from Poecilia reticulata (guppy), 777 nucleotides. Lineage: Eukaryota; Metazoa; Chordata; Actinopteri; Cyprinodontiformes; Poeciliidae. The record is from RefSeq and is a predicted model, not a curated record.